Messenger RNA from Zophobas morio, 1835 nucleotides. RefSeq names its product enolase-phosphatase E1-like. Bases 74 to 1750 code for a protein of 558 amino acids. Lineage: Eukaryota; Metazoa; Arthropoda; Insecta; Coleoptera; Tenebrionidae. The transcript has 4 exons. The record is from RefSeq and is a predicted model, not a curated record.
UUGGCUUCACAAAUCAUUCAUCUUGCUUGGUGUAAUCACAUGGUGUUGGCACAGUAAUAGACGAAAAUUCGCAAUGUACAUUCUCUGUAUUUGUCUUCUGGCGCCACUAAUACAAAAUGGCUUUUCUCUAAUCGGGGAAGAAACAGAUCUGAACUCUUUAUCAAGCUACGAAGCCGUCGACGACUUCAAGGAAAAUUUCGAAAUUUGGAAUACCGACAAUCAGCCCGAUGUUGUUGUGUAUGAUGGCAUAUCAAGGCUGGAGCUCGAAGAAAUAUGCAAAGAUUCCGACACGUUAGUUUACAUCCUUCAAGAGGAUAUUACAAUUGAUUGCAAAGCUUUCAAUAGUGGAGAUCGGCCGAUAGAUGCACCGAAAAAAGUAAUCAAGCGUUCGAUUGAGGACGAAGUUGAAGGGUCAGGCUCUGGACCGACACAUGAUAACAUUGAAGAAAAUUUCGCCGGUGAACCUGAUGAGAAUUUAAAGUCUGACACCGGAGACGAAAUAAAUGAUCCAGUACCAACUUUCGCAUCAGAAUACAAUCAAAAAGAAGAUUCAGAAAUAGUGACACCAAAUGGAACGAACGAGGAUGACAUUCAAACAGUUAAUACUGAAACGCCAGCGGAGGAACCAAAAAUAAAUGAUGCAUUGAGUGGACCAAAAAUUGAAACGGGGAAUUCAGAACCAGACAAGCCAAAUGCAACGAAUGAAGAAGCAAGUGAAACAGUACAUACUGGAACGCCAUUGGAACCAACAGAAAAAACUAAUGAUCAACAAGAAAAAGAAAUGGAGAAUUCUGGGCCACAGACAGUUGAAACGGAUAACCAAGACACAAAUCAACCAAUAAUAAGUGAUGCAGAAAGCGUAUCAGAAAAGAAAGAAAAUGAAACGACUGACGAACUAGGUCAACACACAACUAUGCAAUCAGAAGAGGGCCCGAAGCUAAGGCAAGCAAAUAUCUCACAAGACCUGAAUGAAACGGAUGAAGAAAGCCCAGAUUCUUCGUCAGAAAAUGGAAACAUUGACAAUGAAUCAUCUGAACAACCAUUAACACCACCCGCGACAAAUAACAAUGAAAUUCUAACUCCCUCUAAUGAAGUCAAUCAACCGGUACCAGACGGGAAUUUGGGUAGUGACACUAAUGCAGAGAAUAACAAUACAGAAACCACUAUUAAAACCACUAGCGACAAUGGAAAUGAGGAAAUUCCAACCACAACUGCAGCAAGUAUAACAGAGCCACCAACUGACGAGGAAAAAAAACAACAACCAAACGACGAGAUGACCGUACCACAAAAAAGUGAUAAUGAUAACCAAGCAGGCUGGAUUUCAAAACCUGAGCAAAACACCGAAGGUAAGAGUCUGAUUCCGCCCAAGAAAAGUGAAGAAAUGCAAAUAAAAGAGGACGCUACAGAGUCUGAAAAUGCGGAUAGCCCUGCCCAAUCUUCUAAAAAAGCUGGCAGUAAAGACACCACUAUCCUAGUUUUCUUGUUCGUAGCAGUAGUAGUUGUUGGAGCCCUCGCUUUUGGUUACAAUUUCAUAAAGAAGAGAAAACGCCAAUCUGCAGAUUUAGAGCGCGCGGAAAGGACUCCAGUAACUAAGCUAAGUUUGCAGAAUUUAGCCAAAACUGACGAGCCAGAAAAGAAACCUUUAAUGAGUGACACCAAAGAAGUUGAGAUGGUUGAUAUGAAGCGAGAUAAUUCAGCGCCAGAACAAACGCCCGAAACGGCAAAUAAUGAUACGACUGUGAGAACAUAAGUCACGAUUUUUUUAUAUUAUUUAUGUAAUUAGUAUUUAUGUCCAUUAUAUCAUAUUGAUUCUAAUAAAUCACAAAAUUUGCUUA